CGUUGCUCGGCGGCGGCUCGAACCAUUCGGCAUCCGCAGGCGAUGGCGAUGGCGACGGCGACGGCGACGGCGACGGCACCUCCGCCCCUUCCCUAGCGAGCGAGUGUGAGCCCCAUCUACACGCGCCAAAUCCUUUCUCCAUGUCGCACUGCGACGGGGAGAUCCCCGCCAAGCGACCCAAGCUCUCCGAUGGCGGCGACGGCUGCAGCGAGGACCGCCUCAGCGCGCUUCCCGAAGACAUUCUCAUCAACAUCGUCCUCAGGCUCGCCAACGCCGCCGUCGCGGCGCGGACCAGCGUCCUGUCCAGUCGCUGGCGCCGCCUCUGGGCGCUGCUCCCGCAAAUCCUGUUUCGCUCCUCCACUGGUCCCCACGGCAUCCGCGCCGCCCUCCUAUCCCACGAAGCGCCGGUCCUGCUCCGCCUCGUCGUCGACUUACGGGACGCCUCUCCUGAGUCUGUCGCGGUCUGGCUUCCAAUCGCCGCGCACCGCCUCCACGGCGAUCUGUUCCUCGUCAACGUGGUGCGGCAGAACGAGAGGGGGCACGAGGCCGCGGAAGGAGGCGCCUUUGAGCUGCCCUGCUUCGAGAAGGCCACCUCGAUCAGCCUGGUACUAGGGUAUCUCGGCCUCUCGGUGCCACCAUUAGGCGUAUUCGCCGUACUCACCAGCCUCUUCAUGUCUUGCGUCAAGCUACAUGGCAACUUUGCAGUCCACUCGGAUUCUCUUCUAGAAAUCGACCUGAAGCAUCUGCAUGGCUUGGAGCAGCUCACUGUCAUGGCGCCGGCACUCAAACGGUUAUGUGUCAUCUGCUGUCUUUCUAAACCUUCCAGUACUGCAAACAUCUCCGCCCCUCAGCUGGUGUCCCUCGAGUGGGCGGGUUAUUAUGAUCCAAGAUUCACGCAGCUCGGCAAGAUGGACAAUCUACAGCGGCUGCGCACAUCCGCUUUUCUUGUGUAUGGACAGCAUGACUUUGGACAUGAACUGAAUAGCAAUUCUCUGAGGCUUAUACGGCGCUUUGAGCUCAUCCCAAGACUCAGUUUCAUGCUUAUCUAUGUGCCGAACAUUGCUAACACACAGUACCUGAUGAAAGACAUUACAAGGCUCCCGAACAUUGCACACAUGACCCUGACUAUAAAGCCAGAAGGACAUUUCUUUGGAGCCAGUGUGUUCCAUGUUCUCAAGAUGUGUACUGGUGUCAGAAAGCUUGUACUUACACUUAUUAGCGCAGCUCACCACCCCGAGGUACAGACUGCAUGCCCAUCAGCUUGUGUUUGCAAUCAGCAAUCAAACUGGAAAACCGAGGGACUUGUACUGAAUCGCCUUCGAGCAGUAGAAAUCCUUAACUUGAGAGGAACUGAACAUGAAGCUGCUCUUGUGAAACGGUUAUUUGAUUGGGCAACAGUGCUAAAAAAGGUGACAGUAACUUUCCAUCGAUCAGUCGCUGAAAGCACCGCCAAGGAGUUCUGGCAGAUACUACGAACCUUCUCUAGGCCAGAAAUACGUAUGAAGGGGCCCCAUUUUGCCCAACGGCGUGGUGACGUUAUCUAAGAACUAAGUGUGUCUGAAACUUAACCUGUACUGCUGCUUCUCCAAGAACACUUAGCAUGUUCCAGAAGACUAAGUCAGCUUAUCGCUUACGCUUGUGGUCAUUUUGUAGUACAUGUAUCUCAUGUCAGUACUAAUUGAGCCCUUUGUGCACAUCAGAGUCUGGUAGACCAGCCUUUAUCAAUUGCACUCUUUGCCACACUACCUUAUACAUAUUUUGCAGUAUAUACUUGACCUUUUUUAA
This is a messenger RNA of Lolium perenne, 1785 nucleotides long. RefSeq names its product putative F-box/FBD/LRR-repeat protein At3g49030. Gene Ontology annotation, molecular function: protein binding. The record is from RefSeq and is a predicted model, not a curated record. NCBI's taxonomy places the organism in Eukaryota, Viridiplantae, Streptophyta, Magnoliopsida, Poales, Poaceae.